AUGAACCUGGUUCGUCAUAUCUUCUCGGGCGGCUCGCCAGUACGGGCGCUUCCCAUAAGUGAGCCACCUCUCCCGCUAAACUACGUCCUGUCCGCCUUCCGCUGGCAUUUGGAUUCCCGACCGAGCAGUAAAGCCAUUCUUGUGCACGAUUUGUUCGGCUCCGCCGUCUCCUGGCAGCAGCUGCUCAACGAGAACCUCAGCAGGCUGCCAAUGUCGCAGUUGUCUCCCACGACACCGUUGGAGUUGUACGCUGUGGAGCUAAGAGGGCACAACCAUUCCGUGGCUCUACCGUGUCCAACCGAAGGGGAUAACUACACCCUGGCAUCCGCCGCUGAUGUUGUGUUACACCAGAAGCAAAUUCUGCGGACGGAUGCAAAGUUAGUGGGCCUUGGCUUUGGUGCCCUUGUGGCGUGUCAGGCCGCGCUGCACUCGCCGCUGUUGAGCUUUGAUUCCUUAACACUUUUUGUGAAUGGACCCUCGCAGUUGCUUUCGUGUGACCCUUCCCACUACCAACUGCCUUCCAUCUUGCAGGGAGUACCGCGGGGAGCCCGCUCGCUGGAGGAACUGGAGCAGUACCUGCGGAAAAAGGUGCCAAAUGCCGUUGAACGAGCGUUGAUCUUUGCUGCUGCGGAACGGCACGACGGUGGACUGCGGUUUCGCUUCAGCGAGGAGCUCCUUAAGUUGCAUGGGCCAUGUACGGGGGCCACUGAUAUCGCUGAGGGUAUUGCCUUCGAGAAACGGGUCACCGUUAUUCACUGCGGCAAUGAAGCGUUUCCACAGGAGGCAAAGGACCGCUUCCUGAAACGUUUUCCCCGUGCAAUGUUUCUUCAAUUUAAGGGAGAUAGGAGUGCGGGAAUUGCCGGUCUGUACGCACAGGGCAGCACCUUUGUAUGCACCUUUCUUGAGGCGCUUGAAAUGCUUGGCAGCGUCGAAGGGGAAGAGAAGGAGGGAGUGCAGGGGGAAUAA
Trypanosoma rangeli is the source of this 966-nucleotide messenger RNA. RefSeq lists its product as uncharacterized. The transcript has a single exon. Bases 1 to 966 code for a protein of 321 amino acids. The record is from RefSeq and is a predicted model, not a curated record. NCBI's taxonomy places the organism in Eukaryota, Euglenozoa, Kinetoplastea, Trypanosomatida, Trypanosomatidae.